AUGGAGCAGAAAAAACACGACCUCGAGGAGGGCAUUCUGUGCAUGAAGCUGGAGGUGCAGACGGCCCUGGCGACAUCGCAGCCGAUGCUGAUCGACCGCGUCGUAGAGGUCCUGGGCGCGAACCUGCAGUUCCGGCGGCGCUGCCAGCUGCUCGGGCAGAGCCUGGAGUACGCGAUCUCAUCCGCGCGCAUGGUGCUGCGGAGCCUGGGAGAGCGGCCUGACAUCGCACCUCUCGACGCCAAGGGCGGGGGCGUGGCCAAGAGGUGGCGGGUGGAAUUCGACGAGAUGCGGCAGACCAACCACGCGAUGAUCGGGGCACUGCGCCAUCCAGACGCCACCAUGGCUCUGCCGGGAACGGCGCUCGAGGAGCAGAUCGACCACAAUUGGCCAAUCUGGCGGGCGCCGAGGGUGCAUACUGAGUAUCUUCGGCACGCCCGAGGGGCGCUGCCGACCUGCAAGGAGCGGGCGCGCGAGCUCCUCGAGGCGCAGCUGCCCGCCCUGCUCGAGUGCAAGCUCGCGAUCCAGCAGUGCGCCGCCGUGGGCGCGGGCGUGCCGGACGCGGAGCUCGUCGGGAGGAGUUUGGCGUCGGCGCAGGCGGCCCAGGCCGAGGCGCGGGAGUUCCUGACGUCCAACGAGGUGGACGUGUCCGACAUCGUGCCCACCAAGUUCGUGGAGGAGAUGCUGCCGCACCCGGCGGCCUUCCAGAAGUACAAGAGCCCAGAGGCCGUCGGCGGAGACCACUACCUGCCAGUGUUGCGGCUGCUCACGUACAACAUCUUCAUACGCGCGCCCGCGCCGCAAUUCACCCACAACACCGACGACGACAGGAAGGACGAGAGGCUGUCGCGGUUCGUGGAGCACCUCUCUCGCUACGACGUGGUCUGCCUCCAGGAGGCAUUCGGCUCUUUCUCCCACCGGAUCGACUGGCUGGUCGGCGCGGCGAGAGAGCAGGGAUUCCACGAGUUCCACAGGUCGACCACGAACGUGUGGCCUCGCUACUUCAUCGACGGGGGCCUGAUGAUCAUGUCGCGCCUGCCUAUUGUUGCAAGGUCCGCUACCACGUUCGAGCCUGGCACCUACAUCGACAGACUCACCGCCAAGGGCGCCCUCCACGCGAAGGUCCGGUGCGGCACCGCAGGCCCUUUCCUGCACGUGUGCACCACCCACCUGCAGAGCACGUACAACGAGGAGACCUUCCGGCAGUCGAGCAGGGUGCGGCGCUCCCAGAUCGGCCAGCUGGUGCACUUCCUGCGGCAGGCGGCGCCCCCCGGCUGGGAGAUGCAGCGGGAGCUGCGCGCUCCUUCACGGGACUUGGCGGACAGUUUCGCGCAGCCGUUCGCCGAGGAGCCCAAGGAGGCCAACGGGGAACCCUGCAGCCCGGGCAGCGCCAUCUCCGGCCCCCGCGCCGGCCGGGUCGCGCCGGCCGCGGCCACGCCGCCGGAGCUCCACAAAUGA
Messenger RNA from Prorocentrum cordatum, 1455 nucleotides. NCBI's taxonomy places the organism in Eukaryota, Dinophyceae, Prorocentrales, Prorocentraceae. The record is from the annotation of a GenBank genome assembly.